AUGAGAGGCGGGGCGGUGUCGUCUGAUCUGGAGGCCAUUCUGCCUGCAGAAGUUCAAGUUCAUCCGUCGGAUUCCCCUGCGGAAGGUGAACCCGUCGUCUCCAGCGGCGCCAGGGAACGUCCAGCGCGUCCGGCGCGCGGGCUUUCCUCGCGCGAGGGGACGAGGCGUUCACGGUCGCCGAGCCACGACUACUGGGCCGAGGGCCAUGAGGAUCCAGGCACCGUGCCGCAACCCAACUCGCCGAAGGCUCGGAGCGCUCGGUCGGGGACCGGCCGUUUGGGUGGACGAGGCGGAGAUUCGGCGAGCGGGCCGGCCAGGACUCGCCGCCCGCAGAAGGCCUCUUCAAAGCUGGAGGCGCAGAAGCGGAGCUCGUUGGCUUCGGAGGUGAGUGCUGCUUCAGAGAACGCACCCAGCGUCACUGAUGCACUCAUGGAACGUGAAGUCUCUCAGGCGAGUGCAGCUUCAGAGAAGCUUCCACUCAGUGUCGAAGAUGAGGCAGCGUCUGAACGACGAAGUUUGGAGGAGUCUCAGAGGACGACAAGCGCCAAAGAUGCGCAGGUGCUGGGCGACACGGCAGGAAGAAGCUCAGUCACGGUGAUGACCUAUUGGCUCCAAGUGGAGUCCAUCAAAGGUCUUCCUCGCCUCGAGAACGCGGAGACGGUCUCGCUCUACGAGGUGCACAGCUAUUGGAUGGAGCAGGGUGGUCCAAUGGUCCGCCUGGCCGAGCUCCAAGCCCAUGCAGCCGACGGAGGUGAGGAGUGUCGCGUGAGGAAUCAGGUGUCGUUGCCGCUCUUUGAACCGGCACCUGGUGCUGGCACUGUGGCAGUGGAGGUCGUUCGGAAGGUGCCAGAGAACUCGAAGGGUUCUUUCAUGCUGGUGGGGCGAGUGGAGCUGGAUGCCUUGAAUGAUGACACGAGGAGGAUCGCCAGCUAUGCGUUACCGCCCUCCGCGGCCGUCAUCAAGCUUCGCGUGUGCGAGCACCGCGCGGCGGUGAAGGCGUCAGGAUCCUAUCUUGCAUUUUCCUUCGCUAUUGGCUGGUGUGAUUUUGGGCUUGGUGCUGGGUCAACUUUUCGAGUGGAUUCUGUUGCUCAGGGUAUCCUGGUCUGUGUCGCUUCGGCAGCAGGCCUUUUGGCUGAGGAACGAGCAGCUGGCGAGAGCAAGGCUUGCAUGAGCCUUUCACCUUCUGAGGACCUUAGUGCCUUGCGGAAGGAUCUCGAAGCUCUACAAGAUCGUGUCUCGGUUUUGGAAGCCCAGGCUCGUUCAAGCCGUGAUAGCACUCCCUCGACCGUCGUUCCAGUGACGGUCAACUAUACCCAAUCUGGUCCGGCCGAUUCCGCUCCCUCGGUGAGUGUCUUGGGUCCGACUCAGUUGCCUGAGGCACCCACUCCAGGUCUGACGCCUGGUGGCCGCAUUACUGCAAGCCAGUACACUGAGGAGUACCGCCGUUCGAUCGCUCAGGACAUCGGGGACUACUUUCGCCGGUGCCUGUCUGGCACCAACCGAGGACCAUCCGGGCGCCAGCAGAUCUCUUUGCCUUCCAAGGUUUACAUCCUGGUGCGCGACCUCUCCGGUCGCUUGUACGACCCCGUUCAGGUCCAUCAUUCGUUUGGUUCCAUCCGUGCCUUGGUCCGUGACGGGGAUUAUUUGGGGGACUCGAUCUUCGUUGGCUUCCCCACUCAGUGGGAGGAGCUGGAUGGCUUGCCCCUGUCUCCGGCCGAUGUGCUGAGGCAGUGUGCUGUGCUGUCGAGUGAGUCCGGGCAGCUUGAACCGGAGUAUCCUUUGGGGUUCUGCGAAGUCACAACCUCCACUGGUGAAUCUGAGCGAGUUGCUGUAAUUUGUAUGGGAGAGAUGGGAGGUGCUUUUUUGGUGGUCACGCCGCACUCAGCGGGGCACCGACAGGUCGCCAAGCGUCAGCUCCCUAGCACGUUUUUGUCUAAGCCCACAAGUGCAGAAGUUCUUUUUGCUCCAUCCCGAGACCCUGGAGCUCAUACGGUGAAUUCAAAAGUAUGGUUUGGAUGGCUCUCCAAGGACUAUGAGAGCCAUAUUUCCUUUGACACAGCCAGUGGACCUGCACUGACCGUUUUGUUUGAUGAAGAUGAAUUGAUGCUACCCUUGGCCUCGAGCCUAGCUCUAGCUGCCGAGCGCUUGUUUGGAUUGCGAGCUGCGCCUAGCUCCUUUGAGAGCGUGCCUGCCGAAGACACUCAGGUGCUCGGCCAACGGGUGGCUGCUCUAGAAAAUCACCUCUCAGGCAUCAAAGAACAGCUCGAGAUUUUGAUUGGGCAAAACACUCAUCCGAGGACCAGUGGGUCUCCUGCCACUCAGAAAGCCGAAGGUGCAAGGCCAAAGAGCAGUGCUGCACCGCCUCGAGCUUCACAGUUUCUUGGCUUGGAUCCCACCGUGGCUCAGGCAGCCUUGGCGGCUGGCAUUCCGGCCACUCAGUUGGAGGAGAUGUCCAAACUGGCUCUAGCUGGCAAACCGCGUCUCCCUGAUCUUCCCAAAGCCCCGAUGCCGAAGAGGAAGGAUCCGUUGGACGAGAGCGAAGAUGAUGCCGUCGGUGAGUCCGCUGUGGAAGUCACAAAGGAGACAUCACUCGAAGCUUUGCUCGACGGCUCUGGCUAUCCCGGCUCGUCCGAGUCUGCUGGAGUUCCAUCGGCUCGCAAGAACGCAGCGGCCCUCAGGGCAUUGAAGAAGACGCUGAGUUCAGACCUCGAGCAAAUCUCCCGAGUGAUCGAGCGCAACAUGGAGGCAGAUUUCAACCUACGCCGAUCGGGCGUGCCAGGAGCUCCAGUGGUCCCUGUCAGCGCCCGUGCUUGGCUGGAGGCCCGGUCGAGAGUCCAGAAUUUCCGCACCCCCGUUACCUUCCUUUGGGGGGUAGCAGGGAUCUUGGAUGCCCUGCGAGAUCAGAAACCAGAAGAAGCACGGGCGCGCGCCGGCCUUCUUCUUUGCCAGGGCGACCAGCUUUCGAUCGACCGGGGCAGUUGGAUUGUUGCAGCUUCCAUGUCGCUCGAGGAUCCACCUCCGUUUGCAGUGUUUGCCACCCAUACGUUGCCGGCCGAGACAGAGAGUCAGGUGACAAAGUUGAUCGAUUCUCGCUGGGUAGAUCUUUUUCUGCACCACCUCAGCGAGAUCGACCAGUUGGCGGAGAAGAAGAAAAAGCUGACUUUCAAGAAGACGCCUCUCGAUCCACCUCCCGACGGCACUGCUUCGCCCAAGCGGAAAGGCAAAGGAAAAGGGUCUGGAUCAGCCGGCUCUGGCAAAGAUGCCGGCAGGGAGAAGGAAAAGGAGGCGGCCCAGUCGCAGGACCUUGCUGCUGAUGCCUACCCGCCGCGAGGUGAAGUGCGCGCCGGCGCUUUGUUGCGCCAAACCCAUUCGUCAGUCAAAGGUCCACCGAGUGAGAUCGCAGAGGAAGCCAAGCCCACCGUUCCAGCUGAGGCCGAAAAGAAGCCUGAGCACCGGGCACCUGGAGCUUCCGCGAGUACAGUGAAUGCAAGAGGUUUGUGGAAUUCAUUGCUCCGUUGGGUGCUGAGGUCUCCAUGUGGCACCCUACGUACUUUUUUGCACACCGCUCUCCAUAGUCCAGCUCCUGAAGGAGACCUUCAUGACCCUAGGCCGGAGUGGCCUAUUCCGCUGCCUUACCCUGCUCUGCUAGCUGGAGCUCGUGAGGCGACGGAGGAUGAUGCUUGGCGAAGGUGCGCCAACAUGAUGGUUCUUAUUUUGAACUGGAUUCAUAUGGGACAACCGGCGAUCUGGCCUCGGAAGUUCAGUAUUUUUUCCUCUUUGACUCCGUCUCAACUGGUUCUGGUGACACGUUUGAAGCAUCUAGCUGGUGAAUGGCUGAAGUUCAAAGACAUUACAGCAGAGUCCAUGGGGCGCACUGCAGGCAAGGUUGAGAGUCUAGAAGCACUGGUCCACCGCUUGGAGACAUCUGCGGUUGCUUUCGUUCCAAAGUCAGGGUCUGGUAAUGGACCCGUGCAUCGAGCGGCAGCGGGCGAGGAUACUGCGGUCCAAGUGGAAGACAUCCAAGCCGCGAAGGCCGUCGAAGCUGGACGCUUGAGUUUCAAGGGGCGCCCGGCUUUCGACCCUACGCCCUACCUAGAAGAACCGGCCAGAUCUCUCUACCAAGAUCCUUUGAAGUUUGCCGUGCCUCCCUCCGAGUGCUUUGAGGAGAUUCCGACCGUGAAGGUCAGAGGAGAUCGAAAAGAGAUCCUGGGACUUCUCUCCUCCCUUGACAGCACCGGCAGGCUUGCUUUGUUCUCUCCGGAUGAGCUCCGGAUGGACUUCCGAGCAGGAGUAUUUGCAUUGAUGAAAAACCUCACCGCAGAUCGUUUGAUUUUGGAUUGCCGUCCCGCCAAUGCCCUUGAACCUGGAUUGAAUCAGUGGACUCAGACCAUGGGGUCUCUUACCCCCAUCCUUGGUAUGCACAUUCCCCCCGACCACAAGGUUGUAGCUGCAGGAGAAGAUCUAAAAGACUACUACUACUAUAUCAUUUCGGAGAGUCGAGCUAAGCGCAACUCACUCGCCUUCCAGCUCUCCCGUGCAGAGGCCAAGCGCUUUCGAGGCGCGUAUCGCUGGGCAGAUCGACAGGCUCGUAUUUUGAUCCCUGCGCUGAAAACUAUGGCUAUGGGAGACCUUAAUGCCGUAGAGUUCGGCCAGCAAGCACACGUCAAGCUUGGAUUGUUGCAUGGGUUGGUGGGUAUGCGAGAUUUACUCACGCUGCGGGGGAGGUUCCCUCGCCAGAGCUGGGCAGUGGGCUAUGUGAUAGAUGACUUCAUCGUCCUGGAAGCUGUCCCAAAAAGUUCUGUUCCUGCCCCUUUAUUUUCUUCAAGAUUGGCCGACGCUAUGGUUGACGUAUACUCGCAUGUCGGUCUGGUCGCGAACGAUUCGAAGAGGUUCCGGGCGGAAGAGCACCCUCAAUUUUGGGGCAUUAGCAUCGACGGAAAUUCAGGACUGGUCAGAGCCCUUUUGGAUCGCACAAUCCCUCUGAGCUUUGUCACUGCAAGAGUCGCUCGUACAGGCGCAGCGUCCCGCCACUUGCUCGAGAUCAUUGCCGGUUCCUGGACAGCCAUUAUUGCUGCUCGGAAGCGCUGCAUGUGCCUUUUACAGCAGAUUUUUGUAGAGAUUCAAGCUCAUGAGUAUGGUGUUGUCUUUCGGAUCUCACCCCAAUUGGUUGCAGAGCUUUGGACAUUAGUCGUAUUGGCGCCUCUCAUGUGUUCCGAUUUGACCGCCCCCACGUCGACGACUUUGUACGCAGUCGAUGCAUCAGAUCACCGCAUCGCUGGGGUUGUCACUGAACUUACCGCUCCUUUUGCCAAAGAGCUGUCGCGACAUACGAUGACUCGAGCAGCUUGGUCACGUCUUCUGUCACCCUGGAAGAGCCACCAACGCCGCCUAGGCCGCCUGGACCCAGCAGACGAAGUGCCGGAGGGUGAAGCUCCUGCUCAGGCUCAUUUGCUGUGGGUGCAGUUAAUGCGAUCGUGUCAGUUUUACCCAAUGUUCUGCGAUCGAGCCGCUAGGUCUGAGCACAUCAAUGUUAGUGAAAUGAGGGGUUUAUUGAAGGCCGAAGCACACCAUUCUUCCGAGCAACCCAGCACCCGUUGCAAUAUCGGAACUGACUCGCAGGUUUGUUUAGGGGCCGUUGUCAAAGGCAGAGCAUCCUCGGUGGUGCUGAACAAGAUGCUCCGGAGACACCUUCCAGUUUUGCUUUGUGGGAAUUUGUACCCUGGGCACCAAUAUUUACCAUCGAGUGACAACCCCGCUGAUGACCCUACUCGAGAUAAGGAGCUCCGUGAACCUGUUGAAACCGCUCCGAAAUGGCUGGUUGAAGCUUUUGAAGGUGACUUUCGAUCGCUAGAUGAUAUGCUCAAAGCCAGCUCAGCUGAUGAAGCCACUCUUGCUCGCCUCCCCGAAUUUGAAGACUCUGCCAUACCGCCAGAUUGGUUGCGGUCCGACCGACAGCUGCUCCGACGGGAUUAUCGAAAUAGGCACUGCUCUGCCGAACACCGCACCGCAGUGACUGGCUUGCCGAAUAACCCCGCUCCAGACUUGUGGAAGACUGAGGAUCAGGUCAAGCUGCACCCCGCAGCCGAGCAGCUCCUCCGCAAGCUCCCCGAGAGUUAUUUUGUUUUUCCCAAGAGCUGGAAUAGGAAGCAGCGACGCACUUCGCUGAGCUUCACUGGUGCCUUGGACCUUUUUUCAGGCAGUCGAGGGCUCGCAAAAUCCCUCGCCCGACACACUCAAAAUUGGGCCCUCACUUAUGAUAUUGCGCAUGACCCACGGCAGGACCUGUUGGACCCAUCUGUCCAAGCCGAGUUAGAUGCUCUUGUUCAGCGGAAGUGUUUUCGCCUCCUGUCCGCAGGAGUUGCCGGGGCCUCGCCCCCCCGAAGCAGUGUCAGCAGUGUGGGCAGCGGCACAGUAGGUGCUCAGAGCCUUGUUCAGGUGCUUGGAGAGGCGAAGGCCGAGCCACGUCUGAACGAGGGCAGUGUGAAGGUCACCGAGAGGGCCGAGCCCGAUGCUCCGAGCCAAUCGAAGCAGGUGCCUGAAGCCGUGGAGGAGGCCGAUGAAUACAUCUACACCGAAGAGGGUGAAGAAGAAGAGAUCAUCGAGGAUGCCCUGUCCUCAACGACAGGGCUUGUCAUGGCGCUUCAUGGCGAGGUGAGUCUGGUCUUCCGGUCCGAGGCACUUGAUGAGACCUUGCAAGUCGACGUGGGAGAUGCGGUGGAAGAUGCCCUCCGCCAGAGGUUGCAAGAGCAUCAUGAGGAGGUCGAGGCGCUCCAACAGGACGUGGUGCGGCUGAAGCUGACAGCUCCGAAGGUUUCCCUGGCACAGCUGCAGCAGCUGCUGCUGGCGGCCGCGCGGCUCCAGGCGAAGCUGGGUCUAGCAUCGGAGACGCUGCCGAAGGACGAGGCCCUGGAGAAGGUUGGCAUACCCAUGGAGGAGCCCAGUGGCACACCGCCCCCAGAGGCCCGACGCCUGGUGGCCUUGAUCACGGAGUUGGAGGCCGUCCUCGACACCAGCGAGGCGCCCGGCCGUCAGCUUCGGCACCUCUUGGACCGAUGGGAGCGCUUGAGGACCGGCCGCGCACGGGGCCGGGACAUGUGCGAGCGAUGGGGCAAAUGGGAGGCUGGGGGUGCGCGCAAGCCACGGGGCGGGCGCGGAGGCUGGAGCCGCGGCUUGCCGGACGGCUUGGGACACAGGAUGAAUGUCAUCAUCCAGCACUUGCCGGGAUGCCCAGCUGAGGAGUCCGCCAUGAAGAAGGGUGUGGUGGACUCCGUAGAGAAGUGCGCGGCGGAGCUUCCGGAGCUUCAAGCAGACUCCUUCGCUGAGAUCUGCCGCGCCAAAGCCCAAGAGGCCUUUCACCAGCUUGGGGCGAACGUGGUGGUCCAAGACAGUGGCUUCGUGAUCGAGGCGCUCAACGGUUUUCCUGGGCCCUACACCAAGUAUGUGCUGGCGACGAUUGGCGUCUCCGGCUUGCUGAAGCUCAUGGAGGGCCAAUCCAACCGCCGCUGCGGAUUCAUGGCCUGCGUCGGCUUCGCGGAUGCGUCGGGGCAAGUCCACGUCUUUGAGGAGCCACGGCCCUACUACGGCACCCUGACGACGGCACCACGGGAGGCGGCCGCCAGCCUUCGUGAGGGGCAGCAGAUUGGACAGCAGUGGGGCAACGAAGCAGGGAAGCUCUUUGAUGUCUUUGUCCCAGAUGACCUCCAGUGUGCUGGCCAAACCUUGGGCGAGAUGACCGAGGCGCAGCUCACCGAGUACCGCCGGCGGCGCCGCAGCGCCUUCCGCGUGUUCGCCGAGUGGCUGACCGACCACAACGGGACAAGGGAGGCACGAGGUGAGACGAUGCCCAGUGAGGAGAAGAGCGGAGUAGGGGAGAAAAGAAGAAAACUUGGUUGA
Molecule: messenger RNA, 7893 nt
Organism: Durusdinium trenchii
Lineage: Eukaryota; Dinophyceae; Suessiales; Symbiodiniaceae
Source: the annotation of a GenBank genome assembly